This is a messenger RNA of Angiostrongylus costaricensis, 1431 nucleotides long. Lineage: Eukaryota; Metazoa; Nematoda; Chromadorea; Rhabditida; Metastrongylidae. The record is from the annotation of a GenBank genome assembly.
AUGACAUCGAUAAAACACGUUCAUAGGAAAUACGCGUCAUCUUCUCGAAACGCUUCUGACUGGAAGAACAUCUACAUCAUCAGUCUCUUUGCUUUCAUUGACGCUCUUCAGUUCGCAUUUUUUGUCUGGACUUUCUGGUCAUAUUGUCAGCAGCUCGACCCUUCGUUGUCGGCGUCAUUCGUCGGUUUGAUCAUGGCCGUCUCGGGAGUGGGUGAAGCUGUGGCGGCGCCGAUCCUCGGAUACUGGACAAAUUGCAGUAGCAAAGUUGUACCACCAUUGAUGUCUUCAGUAGGGAUGUCCAUUGUUGGCAGUGUCAUCUAUAUGUGCCUUAAUAAAGUGCCACUGGUGUGGAGAACCUAUGGACUUCUAUUAUCCAGAUUUCUUAAUGGGGCAGGAAGUGGAAAUCGUGGUACGUAUUUCGCCUAUAUUGCUGCAGCAAGCGAGGCGCCGGAUCGUGCCCGUUCCAUGGCGCUUUCAGGUGGUGGCGCACUAAUCGGACUAAAUGUUGGGCCAGCAGUACAAAUGAUGUUUACGUGGAUCGGCGACGAAGGAGUCGACAUCGGUUUCAUGCGACUUUCCAUGUACACUGCACCAGCAUUACUUGCCAUCCUGGUAAAUGUGUCGUGUGCACUCAUCCUGCUCUUCUUCUUGGACGAUGGUCUGGAUCGGUUCAGCAAUCCGGACACGGACAGUGUUUCCGCUUACAGUAUCGCCGCGGCCAGUGAUUCCGAUUUAGAGCGGAAUGUUGUGCACCCGAUAAGAGUGAAUAUGCUGGCGGUUGUUGUCUGUAUGUGGACGAGGGCUGCUAGAAUGCUUAUCACCGCUAACAUUGAAAGCACUGGUUCACCGUUCUCAGAAGUGAUGUUCGGUCUGGACAACGAGCAAGUGUUGAACUACAAUUCGUUGACACAAGGAGCGGUCGGUGCUCUUACGGCCGUCAUGGUAUCGGAACGUAUGAACUGUUUGUGCGCGAUGAUAGCAUUGCUCGUCUUCCAUCUGCUUACAUUCUCAUGGCCAUUUCUUCCUGGAGAACUACCAACUGAUUGCAAUAAAUACAGUGGAAUAAACGGUACGCAAGUUUGGGAAUGGUGCUGGAGUCUGAGACCGAUCAAUUUCUGGCUUUACUACAUCAGUUACGCGGUGAUUUUCGGUAUCGGACUGCCGUGCUUGAAUAAUUCACUCCAGUCGCUAUACAGUCAAGUUCUCGGCAAAGGUCGACAGGGAACAAUGCAGGGUGUCAAUCAGGCUGUUGGAUGUGUGUCCCGCAUCUUGGGUCCUUUGUUGAUGUCGUGCGCUGUCUAUCAACGUCUCGUUCCAAGUGUCGAAAUCAAGAAGCGCAACAUUACGCUAAGUGCGGAUGGCGUAGGGAAUUUGGCCUAUAAAAAUUUAUCACCGAACACUCAGUUUUCGAUGAUCAGCUAUGGGAAAUAG